This is a messenger RNA of Taeniopygia guttata (zebra finch), 1328 nucleotides long. Its product is annotated as claw keratin-like. Lineage: Eukaryota; Metazoa; Chordata; Aves; Passeriformes; Estrildidae. Gene Ontology annotation, cellular component: intermediate filament. Gene Ontology annotation, molecular function: structural constituent of cytoskeleton. The record is from RefSeq and is a predicted model, not a curated record.
AGAAAUGUUCAUUGUGAGGUUUUGGGGUCCCCGGACACGUCUGUGAAUUGCCACUCUGAGGUUCUGCAGGACAUUGGGGUUUCCAUGUCCCAGUUUCCCCUGAUGGUCCCACAAAGAGCUGAGGAGGCAGAGCCCAUGGUGGGCAGCCCCCAGACCCCCAGGGAAGGGGGAGAGCGGUGGGACAGAGCCCGGGAGAGCCGUGACAGAGGGGACAGCACGGCAGGGGCCGAAGGGCAGCGGUGGGGCCGGGUCCCUGCGGCUCCUCCCGCCCCGUGUCUGCCCGGCGGGUCCUGGCCGAGCCCUCCUGGCCGGGCUGCACUGCCCAGCUGGCCCCGAGCGCUGCCCAGGGGCUGUUGGCCAAGUCCCCCAGAGCCGGGCUGGCCCUGGCCCUGGCCCAGGACAGGCCCAGCUGGGCACGGCUGGCUCACGGGCACGACCGGGCCGGGGCUCAGGCUGGUGGGGCUGGGCACAGCCAUGUCCCAAAGGAUGCUCGGGAUUCUUUGUCAGCAAGGUCAGGGAUUAGGGACAGAGCAGGGUUUAUUGGGGCUGUGAGCUGAGCUCCAGCAGCACCCUGGCUGUCACGUAAUGAUGGGCCACGGCUGUUCCUCCCAUCAGUCCAGGGCACGUGUCCACAUCAAUCUCCCCAUGUUGAUGUCUAUAAUUGUAUUUCGUCAUUAUCUCUUUGAUGAAGCUUGUCAGCUUGAAUUCCUAAUUACCUGGAAUUUUUUUUUUUGCCACCGCUCCCUUUCCUGAUGCCCCAGGCCCUUUGGGAGGUGUAUAAAAGGCCCAAAGGUUCCACAGAGCUCCAUUCACCUUCCACUGCUUGACUCGCCUUGUCAACUUGCUCUGCCAGCCGAGCCAAAGGAUGUCCUGCUCCAGCCUGUGCGUCCCCAGCUGCGGGGUGGCCACCCCGGCCCCUCUGGCUGACAGCUGCAACGAGCCCUGCGUGCGGCAGUGCCCCGACUCCACGGUGGUCAUCCAGCCCCCGGCCUCGGUGGUCACCUUCCCCGGGCCCAUCCUCAGCUCCUUCCCGCAGCAGAGCGCCGUGGGCUCGGCCGGAGCUCCCUACGUGGGAGCCGGCUCCGGGGGCGCCUUUGGGAGCCGUGCCAGCUACGGGGCCCUUGGGGGCUACGGAGGUUACGGAGGCUGGGGCUUUGGAGGCCGUGGUGGCUACGGAGGCUGGGGCUAUGGAGGCCGUGGGCUCUACGGGGGUUGGGGCUGUGGAGGCUAUGGGGGCUAUGGGGGCUAUGGGGGCUACGGCAGCUGUGGCUACGGCGGCUGGAGCAGUGGCCACCGCUACCUCAAUGGCAACUGCUGGCCCUGCUAAG